Molecule: messenger RNA, 1385 nt
Organism: Aplysia californica (California sea hare)
Lineage: Eukaryota; Metazoa; Mollusca; Gastropoda; Aplysiida; Aplysiidae
Product: zinc finger BED domain-containing protein 1
Molecular function (GO): protein dimerization activity
Source: RefSeq, a predicted model, not a curated record
AGCACUGUGACAUCCUCAGUUUUUUAACUCCUGUGUAGUUACAGACAAGGUGGUGCAGCCUGGUGUGUUUUUCAUCACUGCAGAGUUCAGUGAGAUUCACCUUUGAUAUCUUCGUUUUGCGAAGAAUUGAAAUCCUUUGUUUUGGACACUGCUUGCUCUCAUGACAACAUCUCACACUGGAGUAAACAUUGCACUGGAACUCCGAAACUCCGAACCAUUUUUGCACAUUGGGGUAUCGAGCACACAAUACGCUAAAUCGUCACUGAUAUUGUAUCCAACCUGGUGAAAGCUGUGUCAGACCUGGGAUAUCCUCACCUUCCAUGUUUUGCGCAUAUGCUCAACGUUGCAGUGAAAGACGCAAUUAGGCAGAUGGCUGAUGUGACAAUGUUAUUUUUUAAAAGUCAAAAGUAUUGUAACAAUCUUUCAUUUAAGUUCACAAGCUACCCUGAAAAUGGCCCAAUUUCAAAAGCAGUAGGCCUACAAGUAUCCAGAACAGAAAUUGAUUCAAGAAGUGGAGACAAGGUGGAAUUCUUCCUUCUACAUGCUGGAGCGUUACUGUGAACAACAGAAGAUUGUAACAAUGACACUUGGCUGGUUGAACAGAUGCAGCAUGACGCUGUCUGAAAUGGAGAAUAGAACUGCUGAAACAGCAGUAGUAGCACUGCGUUCGUUUGAGCAAGCCACGCCAGAAAUGAGUGCCGAUAAAAUGACCACAGCAUCUAAGCCAAUCUCCAUGACUAGAGGAUUAAAAGAGUGUUUGGAGGGAAUGGAAAAGUCUAUUUUUGUGCAGAACCUAGAGGCUUCAGUCAGUCGGUUUCGCAAUGUGGAAGAGAGACAAGUUCUGGGAGUAAGCACGCUGAGAGGUCCGAGACUGAAACACCUGUACUUCAGCAAGGAGUCAACCUGCAAAAUGGCAAAGGCUCAAAUUGUAAAUGCCAUGAGCUUCAGAGACAGAAAAACAUCAACAACAAAGUCUGCAUCUACAGUGCCCACCCAGGAGCCUUUGCAAGGGAAUUCUGUUCCACCAGUGGCAAGAAGGGGGAUUUGGGCUCGUUUUGACCAGGACGCACAGAAGAACAGGACUCAGACAAGCCAAGUCCUUGACCAACCACAAACUGAGCUCACCAGAUACUUUCAAGAGCCUCUGAUUGAGAGAGAUAAUGACUCUCUGAAGUGGUGGAAAGAGCAAUGUGUUGCAUUUCCUCUUAUGAGAGAUGUGGCACAACAAUAUCUUUGCAUGCCUGCAACAUCGGAGCUUUUCGAUGUUUAUUUUCAAAAGCAGGAGAGCAGGUGUCCCACAGAAGAAUGGGUCUCUCUCGACACAUCAUAAACAAGGUCCUCUUUCUAAGCAAAAGUACAAAACACUAAUUUCUAUUCAUCAGAGU